AUGACGGCUGCUGUGGUGGGAGACGAUAACUGUGAUGUUAUUGCUCCCAGUGCUCUUACCAUGGCUGAAUCCCUAAGUGAAGUUUCUCGCUGUCUGGAAGUUCUGGAGGCCAGUGAUGAGAGAAAGAAGAAAUCCAAAUUUAAAGUCUUCAAGAGCUUUUUUGUCAAGAAAAAGAAAAAAGAGCCUAGAAGUGCCCAGGGAGGGAAGAGGCUGAAACCAAGCUUGUCCAGCAGCAAUAUUGAGGUCUGUUCUCUGAAGCCAGUUCAGGAAAGCCGAGAAACUGAGCCCAGGCCCAAGAGAGGCAUGGGGAUCAAAGCCCUCUCCCAUGACAGCAUCUUCAUAUUGCAGCCUGAGCCUGAAAGAUCAGCAAGCAAAUUAUACCCCUCUCCAGAGCCCCAGAGAGGCAGACCUCUGCAGAGAUCUCACGUUUCCAGAACUCUGCCUAGAACUGGGACUGGUAGUAUGCGUGGAGCUGUUUCUAGAGCUGUGUUUGGAGUUAUGCCCCAAUAUGUGCCCAGAAGUGGAAUCUGGGUUGAAGGCUCCAACUUUACUGAGAGCACCUUUGAGCCCUCACCUGGAUCUCUUCACUCACAGUCUGUGACCAUGUUUGCCACGCGUGCCUCUCCCAGCAGCGCUCAGCUGCCUCUUAGUUUCAGCAUCCCAGCCACCACCCAGGGCUGUUUGGAUUCCUCAGCGGCUCGACACAAGAUGGCUUUAAACCCCCGAAAGCAAAAGAAGAAUAACCCACAAGUGACUGUGAAACCAAAGCCGGAGGAGCCAAGCCUUGCACUGGUUUUUGAAGAAGAGAAGAGUACAAACCAACCAAAAGAAGCUGACCAAAAGAAGCCAAAAAAAGACAGUGCAGGUCCCUCGAGCCAGGAACAGAGCAACAAAACUGAGAUUUAUGAGAAGAAGACAGUAGAUCAGGCUUCAAACACAGAUGCUAUUUGGAAUCAGGGCUGCCCGUUGUCAGCAGUGUAUAGAAGACAACAUGUAAGAAAAAGGUGGAGUGCUUCAGUAAUGAGUGAGCGCGGUUCCAGAGGAAGAAGCUUGAAACAAUCCAAUCACAGGCUUGGCCUAGUUGAUAGAGCUGGGUCCCCAACUGAUGAUAACACUGCCAGGGAUUGCCUUCCCUGGCUCUUGUCCCUGGAGAAGCAAGUCAUGAAGCAGCCCAUAACACCACAGGCAGAAACCACUACUCUUCUGGAGUUGCUUUCAGCUAAAGAGGACAUGGGAAGGAGAAAUGCUGGUGCAGAUUUUGAAGCCAGCAAAGCAUCAGCAUCACAACCCACACCUGAAGACAUGGAAGAGUCCACGGAUAGUGGUCAAUCACCAUACCGUGAAGAUGGGGCUUCUGGAGCUGAGAAGAUGGAAGUCAGAGCUUCUCUUUUACCAGUGGUGGAAAGCCCUUCCACAACGGAAGAAGAUGUCGUUUCCUCAGUGGCAGUGAAGGCUCAGGUAUGUAUGGAUCCUUCUCAUCUUCAGUCAGAAGAGGAGGAAGCUUCCAGCUUUGAUUCUCAAAACAUCCAAUUUAAAAUGGAGUCACCUCAAGAUAUCCCAACUAUCUGCAAAGAGAAGCCUCCUAGAAAUGUUCUCCAGGCCUUUACAGCAAGCAUUUCGGGUAUGGCAAGUGCUUUGGCAGAGGGAGGCAUUCCUGCAGAGAAGCUGCCUCCCAGAAGCCUUUCCCGGUCCUUAGGGAAGCCCAAAGCUGAAGAAGACCCCUCAGAUUCAGGGAGCACUUCAGAGGCGAGGAGUCGUUCUGAGCAGCAGCUGGCUCCCAGAUACUCUUUCCAGUCCUUGGGGAAGUGCAAAGAUGAACGAGAAGUCUUCCCAGGAUCAGAGAGUUCAGCUGUGGAACUGAGCAGUUCCGAGCAGCAGCUGGCUCCUGGAUACUCUUUCCAAUUCUUGGGGAAGCCUGAAAAUGAAGAAGUCUCCACAGAAUCAAAUAGCUAUGUUGAAAAGUACAAUAGUGCUGAGGAUUGGGGCAGCUUGGAGGAAGAUCUGCCUCCCAGACACCCUUCCCUGGCUUUGGGGAAGCCCAAAGACCAACAAGAAGUCUCCUCAGUUUCAAAGAACACACCUGAGGAGUGGAGUGUUUCUGUGAAGCAGAUUCCUCCCAGACACCCUUCUCAGUGCCUUGUGAGGCCGACUGUUCAGCAACAGGUCUCCUCAGGUUCAAUGAGUGCUUCUGUAGAAUGGAUUGGUCCCGUGGAGCCGAUGCCUCCCAGGCGCCCUUUCCAGCCCUGGGUGAGCCUUAAAUUCGGGCAACAAGCCUCUGCAGGUCCAGAGAGCACUGCUGUUGAGCGGGGCAUUUCUAUGGAGCCGCUGCCUCCCAGAGAGUCUUCUAAACACCUGAUGAGGCCUAAAGUCAAGCAACCAGUCUCCUCAGAUCCAGAAAUUGCUACUGUUGAAGGGAUCAAUUCUAUGGGGCUGCUGCCUCCAAGACAUCAUUCUCAGCCCCCAGUGAAACCAAGAGCUAAGCAAGAAAUCUCUGCAGGUCCAGAGAGCACAGGUGUUGAGGAGAGCAUUUCUAUGGAGCCACUGCCUCCCACAAUGCCUUCCCAGCCCCUGAUGAAACCAGUAGUCAACCAACCAAUCUCUGCAGGUCCAGAGAGUGUUGUCAUUGAGGGGAGCACUUCUACAGAGCCACUGCCUCCCAAACAUCUUUCUCAGUCCUUUGUGAGACAUAAAGUCCAGCAAAUGUCAAGUUUUCAGAAUGCUGCUUUUGAGGGGGAUAUUUCUGGAAGCCCACUCCCUGGCAAAUAUCCAACUCAGUUCUUAACGAGGUCUAAUUUUGAGGAAAUGUUCUCAUGUGUAGAGAACACUGCUGCUGAAGGAGACAUGUCUAAGAAAUCGCUGCUUCUGAGGCAUCCUUCCCAGUCAUUUGUGAAGUUUAUGGCACAGCAAAUCUUUUCAGAAAGCCCUGCUACUGAGGGGGAUGUUUAUGUGGAUCCUUUGUCUUCAAAUCAACCUUCCAAAUCUUUGUUGAGGCCUAAAGUUGAGCGCCAAGUUUCCUCAAGUUGGGAGAGUGCUGAUAUCAAGGGAGGCAUUUCUUUGAAAGUGCUGCCUACGAAACACCCCUUACAGUCCUCGGAGGGGCCUGAAGACCCGCAAGAAGUUUUGUCACAUUCAGAGAGUGCUCCUGUGAAGUGGAGAAGUUUGAAAGUACAGCUGCCUCCCAGACACGUUUCCCGGGCACUGGGGAAGCUUGACUAUCAGCAAGAAGUCUACUCAGCUUUUGAGAGCUCUACUGAAGAACCGAGUUCUGAACAGCAGCUGUCUUCCAGAUGCCCUUUCCGAGCUGAGGACGGAGCUGAAUUCCAGCCACAGAUUUUCUCAACAGACUCAGUGAGUGUACCUGUAGAGUGGAACAUUUCUGAGGAGCACCUGCCUCCAAGACACUCUUUUCAGGCUUUUGCAGACCCUGAAUAUCAGCAACAGGUUUAUUUAAGUUCCGUGAGUGCUGCUGCUGAGGGAACCACUCCUGAGAGCAAUUCUAGCAGCUGGUCCCCACCAAGAAGCCCAGCUUCUCCAAACGAAACCAAGAAACACCGCCAAGUCGCUGAAGACCUCAUUAAGAACAUGCUGACUACUGCUACCAAAGCUGUGAAGUUCACCACUGCUUCUGCCUGGGAAGCAUCCACUUCAGAGGACACUCACUCUAAGGAGGAAGUUCUUGAGAGUGGUGAUCAAAAUAUUAGCUGUUCAGAUUUAUUCGCCAAUGGGGCUGAUGUUGAAAACCUUUUUGGAGUCCGACUGAGAAGAAUCUCUUCCUCACCAAAGUACAAGAGUGAGAAACAAGGUGAUUUUACCAAGCUUCCUUCAUUCUCUUUGGGACCAAUUUCAUCUUCCAUAGUUAGAGAACAGCAAAUCAAAAGAAGCACCUCCCAGGGGCUCCUGGGCACUGCGGAGAACCUCACCACAACAUCUGACUUUGCAGAGAAGCAACAGAGCAGGCCCAAAUCUGAAAGCAUGGCCAGGAAGCAACCGGCUUACAAGAUCCCAGGAGAGGUUCCUGAUCAACAGUCAGAUUCUACUACCCCACAGCCAGCUUGGAUAACCAUGAUAAAGCAGAGGCAAAGGAGUUCCCAGGCCCACACUCCUAUGAAAGAGCCAAAAACCAAGAACAGAGCUGGAGCCAAGGCUGAGACUAAGGAGCCUAGACAUGGGGGAACUAGCCAUGCAAAUGAAAACCAACCAAGAAUGAUUUUCACUUCUGAUGUCAAUAGACAGGAGAAGAUGGCACAAAUGAAGCUACCUAAGUCUGCCAAAGCAGGAUUUGAAGAUCUGAAGAUAUUUCAAGUGCCUGCCAUGGGAAAAGAAACCCGGCGAUCUUCAACUCUCCCAGCCAUGUUCCAAGAGCCAGUUGAGCCAGUUGAGGUGGUUGCACCAGUGGAUCCAGCUGAUCCAGUGGAGCUGGUUGAGUCAGUCGAGCGGGUUGAGCCAGUCUGGUUCUCCCUGGCCAAGAAGAAAGCCAAAGCGUGGAGCCAAAUAGCAGAAAUCAUGUAAUCAAAUAGCUCCUGGGUGGAGCAUCAGCAUUUCAAAUGAUAAUCGCCAAUAGCUGUAUUAAUGCCACAAAGUCAUUUUUUUACUGUAACCAUUUUUUAUUAAGCAAAAGAACCUUAGAAAUGGGAAUUAAAGCUAAUAAUUAUUUGAAUGAAACAAAUGCCAUGAAUGCCUAAUCUUCAAUAGUCACUGCCAGCACCUGAAAACUCAGCAUUUCCUCUAUGAAACUAUGUAAAAUGUUUGCACUGCUGUAGAACUGGGAAAUCUUUGACUUUGGACAAUAUGCUUUAGAAGGGAGAAAGCAAAAACACUUCAUUGGGGCAACUAAGAGAUGGACAUUUCCCUUGAUCAAAUAAAUUUAUUCUAAUGGAAAUGUCCAGACAAUUUGGCCUAAGGAUUGGCUUUUGGGUUUUAUGAGCCUAGUUAAAUGCUUCAAUUCUUUGGUUGCUGCUCCAGGCUUUGCAAAGGCCCCUAGAAGAGGUGGUGGAAGUAAAAAUUCUGGAUCUUCAAGAAAAACUUUGCACAGCCAGUCCCCUAAUCAGCCCACUGCCCUUUGAAACACCUUCUUUGUCUCCCUGGAGGACCCCAAUGCCUGAAACUUAUACAGAACUCUCUCUUUACACAUGCCCCAUGUCAAGCUGUUGCAGGUCCAGCAGCAAUGGGCACCUUCCUAUGAUGUGGAACAUUUCUUAGGGAUUAUCAUACAUACUCCUCUGGAUGGUUAGUCCAUUAGUGUUUGACCUCUUGCCCCAACACCACUGUGACCCUCUCCAGUUGCUCAGAAAUGUACUGGAUGUCGUACACACCCUAUUGUUGAAGCACUUAAGACCCUGUUGAAAUUCAAAAUUCUACAGACGCUAAAAGCUAUACUUUCAAUGGGCAGAUGGGAAGCCCUCCACAAGGAAGCCUAGGGCCACUGGAGAGCUGUCUUUCCCCCUGGCUCCAAUCUUAAGGUGGAGAACUCCAUGUAGUGAAGCUUCUAGUCCCUUCCCCUCAGCAGGCUCUGUUUCACAAAGUUUUAGCCCAAAGCAAGACUGCCAUCCCAAAGCCAUAGAACAAUUAACUUUCUGCUAACUGGAAGCCUUAAGUGAUUAAAUCAGCCUUUCCCUGCCCUCAUUCCUAGAGGCACACACCUCAAAAGUUACUAGGUUGGACAGCCCCCACCUCCCCACUGAACCGCUCACCCCAAGUCCUUCCUCUCUAUUUCAUCCCCCAAACACACCAAACACUGAGAACUCCCUUUGGAUGCCUGGACAGGACCUAGCUCAUUUUCUUAGGAGCCCCAGAAGUGUCUUCUCAGUCUACCUUUCACUGUGUCUUCCU
Molecule: messenger RNA, 5829 nt
Organism: Equus quagga
Lineage: Eukaryota; Metazoa; Chordata; Mammalia; Perissodactyla; Equidae
Product: KIAA1210 ortholog
Exons: 12
Coding region: 1-4509 (1502 amino acids)
Source: RefSeq, a predicted model, not a curated record